Messenger RNA from Cyclopterus lumpus (lumpfish), 934 nucleotides. It is a transcript of the gene miox, whose product is annotated as myo-inositol oxygenase. The transcript has 10 exons. Bases 74 to 934 code for a protein of 286 amino acids. Gene Ontology annotation, molecular function: inositol oxygenase activity; iron ion binding. Lineage: Eukaryota; Metazoa; Chordata; Actinopteri; Perciformes; Cyclopteridae. Gene Ontology annotation, cellular component: cytoplasm. The record is from RefSeq and is a predicted model, not a curated record. Gene Ontology annotation, biological process: inositol catabolic process.
UGACACUUUAUGCAGACAGAGACAGAUUAAAAGCAUUACAGUGUAAACCGGCAGGAUAUAUAGGAACUCAGCCAUGAGUGUCAUCGAUAUCGGUCCAGACCCGUCUCUGGCAUAUCGGCCAAAUUUGGAGAUGAAUGAAAAGAGAGAGAAGCAAGACUACAGAAACUUUGAGAGUGGAAGUCUGAUCGACCGCGUGUUCAACACAUACAAGCUCAUGCACACCAAUCAGACGCUGGACUUUGUGAAACAAAAGCGAGCUGUAUGGGCCGGCUGCAACCACACUCAGAUGAGGAUGAUGGACAGCAUCAUGUCUCUAGACGAGCUGGUGGACGAGUCCGAUCCCGAUGUGGACUUCCCAAACUCCUACCAUGCCUUCCAGACUGCUGAGGGCAUCCGCCGGGAACACCCAGACAACGACUGGUUCCAGUUGGUGGGUCUGAUCCAUGAUGUUGGGAAGACAAUGGCUUUUUGGGGCGAACCACAGUGGGCCGUAGUAGGCGACACCUUCCCAGUGGGCUGCAAGUUUCAAAACUCCAUCGUGUUCAGAGGCGAAACAUUCCUGGAUAACCCAGAUGAGACAAAUCCCAGCUACAACACUGAAUAUGGGAUCUAUGAAUCAAACUGUGGGCUGGACAAAGUCCACAUGUCCUGGGGCCAUGACGAGUAUCUCUACAGAGUUCUGAAGUUCAACAACUGCUCCAUCCCAGAGCAGGGGUUGUACAUGAUUCGCUUCCAUUCAUUCUACCCAUGGCACUCGCACGGGGACUACAUGCACCUGUGCAAUGACAAAGACCUGCACAUGCUGCCCUGGGUCCAACAGUUCAACAAAUUUGACUUGUACACAAAGACCACCAAGCUGCCCGACAUCGACCAGCUGAAGCCGUAUUACCAGUCUCUGAUCGACAAGUACUGUCCUGGAUUACUGAAGUGGUGA